This is a messenger RNA of Knipowitschia caucasica, 360 nucleotides long. The record is from the annotation of a GenBank genome assembly. Lineage: Eukaryota; Metazoa; Chordata; Actinopteri; Gobiiformes; Gobiidae.
AUGUCCGAAUGUCAUGUCCGAGUGUCAUGUCCGAGUGUCAUGUCCGAGUGUCAUGUCCGAGUGUCAGGUCAGAGAGUCAUGUCCGAGUGUCAUGUCCGAGUGUCUUUUCCAAGUGUCAUGUCCAAGUGUCAUGUCCGAGAGUCAUGUCCGAGUGUCAUGUCCGAGUGUCAUGUCCAAGUGUAUUGUCCGAGUGUCAUGUCCGAGAGUCAUGUCCGAGUGUCAUGUCCGAGUGUCAUGUCCAAGAGUCAUGUCCGAGUGUCGUGUCCGAGUGUCAUGUCCGAGUGUCAUGUCCGAGUGUCAUGUCCGAGAGUCAUGUCCGAGCGUCAUGUCCAAGCGUCAUGUCCAAGUGUCAUGUCCUAG